AUGGACCAAGCCCAGCAGCAGGUGUGUAUCCAGUCAGUGACGGUGGUUCUGGAUGAAGAUGUUAAUCACCAGGUGACUCUGACCCGAGAGGGGGAAGUGCUUAUAGGGGUCAACCCCGCCCCCGCUUUGCCCUACACCGGUGAUGUAGUUGAGGUACGGAGGUUAACGUCAGUGUUCGUCCAGCUGAGGACGUUGCUUGGACUGCGUCUGCAAUAUGAUGGGCGUGGUGGGCGUGUCUAUCUACAGCUGGACAGCCAAUGGCGCAGCAACACGCUGGGCCUUUGUGGAACCUUCAACGGAAACCUGCGGGAUGACUUCCUGUCUCCAGCAGGGAUGAUAGAGGGGACUCCCCAGCUCCAUGCUAACUCCUGGAGGGUCUCAUCUGCUUGCUCCGCCCCCGUCAACCAGCCCAUCAUUGACCCCUGUGAGAUAAAUCAGCACAACGUGUUCUACGCCUCUCUGUGUGAGGUGUUGUUGGGCAGUGUGUUCUCUCCAUGCCAUGGUUACGUCAGUUCCAGUGUGUACCAGCAGCAGUGUCGCUACCAGGCCUGUCGCUGUGGUAACGCCUGUCUGUGUACGGCCCUGGCCCACUAUGCCUAUCUCUGCUCCAAACACAAUGUUAUUGUCAACUACAGGGCCCACGUCUCAGAGUGUGGGAUGGUGUGUUUGGGUGGGAUGCUGUACCAGUCCUGUGUGUCGUCCUGCGGCGGGUCCUGCCGCUCCCUCUCCAGUGGAGAGACCUGUAACCAUGACGACUGUGCUGAGGGGUGUGGCUGCUCCGAGGGCAGUUACUACGACGACGUACGACAACGCUGCGUUCAGCCGUCGCAGUGUCAUUGUUACUCUAUUGGAGGGGUGUCCCAGCCAGGGGAGGUGUCCUUCAGCGCCGCAGGCCCUUGCCUGUGCAGGAAUGGUAGGAUGGAGUGUGUACCAGAAGAAAGAGAGCCAGAGCGAGGCCAGUGUCCAGAGGGAAAGGUGUUCCACAGCUGCUCUGAGCCCCAGGGGUUCCACGGGUUCCAGGGAGCGCCGGCCUGGCGAGGAGGUGUGGCCUGUGAGCUCACCUGUCGGAACCUGAUGUUGAAUCUGACCUGUCCUCCCACCACACCCUGUAUACCUGGCUGUGUCUGCCAACAAGGGCUGGUGCUGCACCGUGGGGAAUGUUACUACCCAGAGAACUGCCCCUGUGCCUGGCUGGGCCUGGAGUAUCUGCCAGGAGAGACUGUCGACACCCCCUGUUACAGAUGUGUGUGUCACCGGGGCUAUUUUAACUGUAGUCACAGUCCGUGUCCGGCUGUGUGUACGGUCUACAGUGACAGACACUACCACACCUUCGACGGCCUGGAGUACGACUACCACUCAGACUGUCAGGUCUACCUACUCAAGAGUACAGAUGGUGAGGUGUCCAAUCGUGGCCCAAGUCCAUCCAGUGUGGUAGGUAAGGGGUCCGAAUUUGAGCUGUGGUCAGCAGGCUACUACACAGCAAUCCACUUUCCCUACCAGGACCUAACCAUUCUCUGGGACCGCAAGACGACCGUACACAUCAAAGUUGGACCACAUUGGAAGGGUCUCCUGAGUGGUCUGUGUGGGAACUUUGACAGUGUGACAGUGAAUGACAUGACCACGUCCAGUCACAUGGAGGUCAGCAAUGCUCAGGGCUUUGGAGACAGCUGGGCCCUGGGACAGUGUGAGAGUGACUAUGUGGUGAAGAGAGCGUGUGAAGGAGACCUGGGUAGACAGCCGUACGCCAAAGAGAGGUGUGCUCUACUCUACAGUGAUGUCUUUAUCCCUGUGGAUGUCUCAUGGUUCUAUAUGAACUGCUUGACAGACACUUGUAACUGUAAUCGGGGCGGAGACUGUGAGUGUCUGUGUACGUCCAUCGCUGCCUAUGCACACACCUGCUGUCAACACGGUGUUACUGUGGUAUGGAGAAACCCCUCUGUCUGUCCCUAUGACUGUGAAUACUACAACCAAGAGUUAGGUGAAGGUCCAUUCUCAGUGGUCAGUGCUGUGUUUAAUGCUACAGUCUUCGGUGUGAACAGAACCAGUGGGUCAGUGUUUCCUCUAGUUAGGGAGUUCGUAGGUGGGCUGCCUCCCCCUGGACUACUCUUUAACUUCAUGAUCACAGCAGGACUACAGAAGGACCGCACAUCACGUCUCCCGGUGGUCUCUCUGGAGUCAGCAGAGCGUCCUAACUACUUCCUCGUUGUGUCUGAGCGUACUGGGCUGCGGUUGGAGCAGUGGACCAGAGGGGAGGAGUUUGGCCACAGGGCUUCCUUCCUGCAGCACCAGGGGGUGUUCCUGCCUGGCCACACCUCUUUCGAGCUGAUUGGCCAGCCAGGAGUGUUCCUGACUCUGACACGCACGUCUGCACGCGCUCAGAGAUACGACAACUCAGACAACUUCAAGACCAGCAGCUCCUUUACCCUGGAGGAGAGCAGUUUUGUGAUCCCGUUCCGUAUGAUGUGUGAGUGGCGCUACCAUGCAUGUGCCAGUCCUUGUGUUCGUACAUGCAGCGACCUCGAGGCCACACGCUGCCACUUCCUGCCCCCGGUGGAGGGCUGUUUCCCUCGCUGCCCCAAAAACAUGGUUUUUGAUGAGGUCACCAGGAGAUGUGUCUACACAGAGGACUGUGUGUCCCUUCCUCCCACUCCUACACCCUAUGCCUUCGUAAACCAAACAACCACCACCCCAACUACUACCACUACAGCCCCCACUACUACCACUACAGCCCUCACUACUCCCCCGUACUCCUACCGUGUAGAUGAGUGUACAGAGCUGAUCUGUUUUAAUGGGGAGCUGCUCCUCCAUAACUCCUCCCUCCACUGUCGGUACAACACCACUCCUCCUCGCUGCUCUCUGCUGGGCAUGGCUGUCCUCACCAACACCGACCCCUGCUGCCCGCUCUGGCAGUGCCCCUGUCGCUGCUCGGUGAUGUCAGACCUGCGUGUGAUAACGUUUGACGGUAACAACGUGGCGCUGUAUGAUAAUGGCUCCUACAUCCUGGUCUACCUGCCCAGAGAGAACAUCAUAGGAACAGUGGAUAAAUGCCCUACCAGCCAGAGCGUCAACUCCAUCAGACGACCGAGCCCUAGUGGUGGGACGUCAGGUUUGUGUUUUAAGAAGUUGAACAUCACCACUCCGUCCUACAGGAUUAUCAUCAACCGCCUAGACCGCAAGGUGACCAUCACUGACCGCAUCCGACUGAUAACUGGGUGUUGUGACGGGAACCCGGCGGAUGACCUGAAGCUGCCUAACGGUACGGUGGUGAGGGAGGUGGCAGACCUUGGUCUGUUCCUGCAGGCCUGGAGGGUCCAAACCUCAGAGGACACGGAACACACACGACGCAUCGGAGACAACUGUACCACUGGAGACUGCUCUACCUGUCUCUCCAUGCUCAGACAGAGACCCUUCACUCCCUGCCACAGCAAGGUGUCUCCAGAACAGUUCUGUGAUGUGAUGUGGGCAGGCGACCUUCACUAUAAGGCCCACCAGUGUGACUUCCUGGCAGCCUACGUAGCUAUCUGCUACACUUACCAAGUCUGCAUCAACUGGAGACGACACAACUUCUGCCCAUUGAGGUGUCCCCCAGGUAGGGAGUACCAGGCGUGUGUGUCGACCUGUACCACCCGGACCUGUCAGAACAGAGAGUUCUAUGAGGAGACCACCUGCUCCCACAUCAGAGAGGAGUGUGUGUGUCGCUCUGGAACCAUCCUGCACCGAGCAGACUCCACUUACUGCGUCACAGAGGAGCAGUGUGUGUGUACGGAUAACGAGGGGUCUCCGCGGGCCCCUGGGGAGGUGUGGAACGGGUCAUUGCGUGGCUGCUGUCUGUUCCGCUGCCUGGAGAACGGUUCUGUGGUGGCAGUAGAACCUGACUGCAGCUUUAGUCCCACUCUGCUGUGUGAGAGGGAGGGAGAGUACGUACUGGAUGUCCUGGAGGAGGGGGCUUGCUGCCCCAAGAAGAUCUGUGAAUGUAAUCUGACCAUCUGUGAGAGUGAGGCUCCGCCCUGUGAGAAUGGGAACCAGCUGGUGAUUGGUUACAGUGCCCUGUCCUGCUGCCCAGAGUACCGUUGUGAGUGCGACCCCCAUGCCUGUCCCCCCCUCACCGCCCCUGAUUGUAGAGAAGAUCAGUUCCUAGUGGAGGUUCGUGAGGACAACUCCUGCUGUUACUCCUUCCUGUGUGUGUGUGAGUCGUGUAUCGAGCCCGUGCCGUCCUGUUCUUAUGGAGAGAUACUGGCUGUUGAUCUGAACACCACCCACAGCUGCUGCCCUCAAUACCACUGUGUGUGUGAUGUGAACCUGUGUCCUGAGUCGACUCUGAGCUGUUCUCCUGGUCUGUCUCUGAUCCAAACAACCCUACCUGGACACUGUUGCCCCGACCGUCACUGUGAGUGCCAGUGUGAGGACAGCUCUCUCCCAGUCUGUCAGGUGGGGGAGGUACAGGUGGAGGUCGCAGACAGCAGAAGCACCUGUGGCUGCCCCCUCUACACCUGCAGUAAGUCCAUACACACUAUUCCUAACGUUCUCCUGACAUUGCUGUUCCUGCCGCUGCUCCCAGGUUCUGGAGUCGGUGUUUUACCGUUUACCGUUAACCCCGUAACCCCCACUGGUAGUACUAACUGUGACAAAGGUAAGGAGGACGGUAAGACGUGUAAGCGUGUGGCAAUCCGAACCACCAUCAGAAAAGACGACUGCAGGAGCAACGCACCGGUGACAGUAUUUUCAUGUGAUGGGAAGUGUCCGUCUGCCACCAUCUUUAACUUCAACAUCAACAGCCACGCCCGCUUCUGUAAGUGCUGCAGGGAGAGUGGACUACAAACCCGCUCCGUCACCCUGUACUGCUCACACAACGCUACCCUGGUGGUCUACAGCUUCCAGGAGCCUGUUGACUGCUCCUGCCAAUGGAACUAGAGAGAGAACGAAGCUAGUCAGUGUGAGCUCCAGUAUGGCGUUCAAUAGGAGGGAUGGAAGAUGGAACAGAGGUUAGAGGUCAGAGGUCAGAGCAGACAGGUCAAGCGUCCAGGUAGGCGAGUUCUUUAGUCUUCCUUCAGUGUGUUGUGGAGGGCUGUAUGCUGACCUGUUAUAGUGACCCUGUCGUUACAGAUAUGUAGUGGUCAGAUUUGUAGGGCUGUAACCUGUUCCUACUCUACUAUGAUAACACUAGUCCUAUCUGUACUGCUGUAGCCUGCUCCUCCUCAUAUGUAACACUAGCUAGUCCUCUCUGACUUUAUCAUGUUUAGAUCAGUUGGUCUGAGCUGACAGGACCGCUGCUGCUUUAGUAUGGAUCUAGUGCUCUCUUGAUGACUGACAUGUUUUAUAUGCCGAUCAAAUUUCUCUUACAAAAUAGUUUUUUUUUUUACAAGUGUAAAGCUUUUAUACAAAAAUAUUUGUAUUUAACUCAAUCAAUUAUUUAGUAAGGUGAUAAUCCACCUAAGCAUCUGAUGGUAGAUUAUCUGUAUUUCAACAGAACGCUGUAUUUGUUGUGUUGUUUAAUGUGAAGCAUUGUGCCAGUAUUCAGUAUGUGCUGAUGCCAUCAGAUAGACUAGAGUCUCUAGUCAUACAGAACCUCUCAGAAUAAAACAAUAAAACAUUUAACAGUGA
This is a messenger RNA of Salvelinus sp. IW2-2015, 5601 nucleotides long. Lineage: Eukaryota; Metazoa; Chordata; Actinopteri; Salmoniformes; Salmonidae. The record is from RefSeq and is a predicted model, not a curated record.